Molecule: messenger RNA, 1910 nt
Organism: Orbicella faveolata
Lineage: Eukaryota; Metazoa; Cnidaria; Anthozoa; Scleractinia; Merulinidae
Product: craniofacial development protein 2-like
Source: RefSeq, a predicted model, not a curated record
UUGUCAACCCCCCAUGGGGGCUUUUCAGAGACAAUGAUAAAGAUAAUUAAAAAAAUACUCAAAGAUUAUCGAUAAACAAUCAUUGAAAAACUAUUUACUAGUUGUAUUCAGGGCAGUGGCUAGACCUUGCUUGGUGCCGAUCUAGAAUGGAACAGUAAGGCGCCUCCUUCCCUCCACUAGCCUGGGUGGACACCCUGGGCAAGUGUCAGUACACCCUUAACCUCCCUUAACCAGGGUUACGGUUCCACUGCCUUGUGGUGGCUAGGGAUAGCCAAAGGCUAUGGGAGCAAACCCUGAAAGAAAAACCGGAGUGGAAUCCCGAUAGGCGGUUGCAGGGCAUAUUUGUCACCUUCCAGCAACUCCUGCAUCCUGGUCCGUCCUCAGUCGUCUCGACCUUCUCUUGCCACUGGACCCGGCGCAUCAGGAAGAGAGAGUGAGGCUGAUCCUGCUUAAGUCUCCCUCACUUUAAUCCAAGUCACGCGCAAGUCAUGACAUCACCACCAGUUACUCUAUAAGUCCUGUGGCGAUGGGGAAACGGCGAAGCAGCAGGUGAGGAUACACUGGGAGCUGUAGUCGUGAACCUGCACACAGGCGGCUCAGGACAAGUGGUCGCCCUUCACUGGACCGAGGCAGCAGUGGAGUCCGGCAGCCUCCUGAGUGACCGAGCAGCCCUCUUUAGGACCGCUCUGCUCGCCUCCGUAGCAUGAGGACGGGGCUUGAAAAGGUGCCCUAAACAUAGCCUGCCUCAACUCGCCCUGGCCAGUAUACCGCGACUGGCGGGGAUCCCUUUUUUGCGGUCGAAACCAGAGAAAGGAGAAAACAAAAGCGCUCAUCUUAGCGUCUUGGAACGUUAGAACUCUGCUUGACAACACUAAAGCGAACAGGCCAGAGAGAAGGACUGCCUUAGUGGCUAGGGAACUUGAUCGCUAUAAAGUUGAUAUCGCGGCUCUCAGCGAGACACGCUGCGCCGACAAAGGCCAGCCGACAGAGACUUAUGGCGGUUACACAUUUUUUUGGAGCGGACGCAGCCGUGAAGAGCGGCGGGAGGCAGGAGUGGGAUUUGCCAUCAAAACGACAUAUGUCCAUAAACUCGCCUGCAUUCCUGAGGGUCUCAACGAUCGCCUCAUGAAAAUGCAGCUGCCACUUGGACAGAAGACAAAUGCCACCUUGAUAAGUGCCUACGCCCCAACCAUGACCAACCCUAACGAGAUCAAAGACAUAGCCUCUCUCCCAAAAUCAGAGAGGCUCAUCAUCCUCGGCGACCUCAAUGCACGCGUCGGCAAUGACCACCAAGCCUGGCCUAGAACCAUCGGAAAACAUGGAGUAGGAAAAUGCAACAGCAAUGGUCUCCUCCUGCUCAGUCUGUGCGCCUCACACGACCUGGCCAUUACCAACAGCAUGUUCCGCCUGCCAACCCGCAACAAGACAACAUGGAUGCAUCCUCGUUCAACGCAAUGGCAUCUCAUUGACUAUGUUAUCGCCAGGGCCAAGGACAGGCGGGACGUACGAGUGACCAAAGCCAUGUGUGGCGUCGACUGCUGGACGGACCAUCACCUGAUUGUCUCAAAAUUGAAUUUUCCUAUCCAGCCGAAGAGAAGGCCUCAGGGGAAGAAAGUCCCCAGAAGACUAAAUGUCAAAAAACUCAAAUGCCCUGACACUGUUCAAAAACUCCAACUAAACCUGGACAACAAACUCGAGAACCUCCAACCCAAUGUUGAAAGUGUUGAAGAGAAAUGGGCAUCAUUCAGGGACGCAGUUUACUCCGCUGCCCUGGAAACUUUUGGCCCUGCUACCAGACACCACCAGGACUGGUUCGACGAGAACGACAGUGAGAUACACUCUUUGCUCGAAGAAAAACAUCGUAUGCUGCGGCCCACCAGAACGACCCGACCAGCGUGGUGAAGAAAGCU